Protobothrops mucrosquamatus (brown spotted pit viper) is the source of this 1997-nucleotide messenger RNA. It is a transcript of the gene GPAA1, whose product is annotated as glycosylphosphatidylinositol anchor attachment 1. The coding region runs from base 1 to 1875 and encodes 624 amino acids. Gene Ontology annotation, cellular component: membrane; GPI-anchor transamidase complex. Gene Ontology annotation, biological process: attachment of GPI anchor to protein. The transcript has 12 exons. NCBI's taxonomy places the organism in Eukaryota, Metazoa, Chordata, Lepidosauria, Squamata, Viperidae. The record is from RefSeq and is a predicted model, not a curated record.
AUGGGGCUCCUCUCCGACCCGCACUGGCGCCGCGCCAUCUCCCGGCUGCUGCUGCGCCUCCAGGCGCCGCUCUGCGCGCUGAGCUUCGUGGCCGGCUUGGGCUGGUUCCUGGGCCUGGCCUUCCAGCCGCUGGCGCCGCGCGCCUCCAUGUCGGAGAACGCCAUGGGCUCCACCAUGGUGGAGGAGCGCUUCGCCCGCGGGGACCGCGCCCUGGCCCUCGCCCGCGAGUUCGCCGCCCAGCGCAAGAAGGCCGCCGGGGCGCUGCCGGUGGCCUGGCUGGAGAAGAGCCUGCGGGGCCUGGGCCUGGAGGUCUACGCGCAGAGCUUCUCCCGGACGCUGCCCUUCCCGGACGAGGCGCGCGAGAGAUACAUGGUGAAGGGGACCAACGUGUACGGGAUCCUGCGGGCCCCGCGCGCGGCCAGCACCGAGUCGCUGGUGCUGAGCGUGCCCUGCAGCGCCGGGCAGCAGCGGAACAGCCAGGCGGUGGGGCUGAUGCUGGCCCUGGCGGCGCAUUUCCGCGGCCAGAUCUACUGGGCCAAGGACAUCAUCUUCCUGGUCAACGAGCACGACCUGAUCGGCAUGGAGGCCUGGCUAGAGGCUUACCACGACGUCAACGUCACAGAAACGCAGUCCUCGGGGACGUUCGGCCGAGCAGGAGCCAUCCAGGCCGCCAUCUCUCUGGAGCUGAGCAGCGACGUCAUCACCAGCUUUGACGUGGCCGUGGAGGGGCUGAACGGGCAGCUGCCCAACCUGGAUCUGGUCAACCUCUUCUACUCCUUCUGCCAGAAGAACGGGCUGCUGUGCACCAUCCAGGGCAAGCUGCAGCGCUCCGACUGGGACUCCCUGCCGGCCUUCCUGCACUCCCUCCAAACGCUGCUGCUGAUGGUGCUCAAGCAGGGCUCUGGCCACCCGCAGGGGGACCACGGCCUCUUCCUCCGCUACCACAUUGAGGCCGUCACCAUCCGCGGCAUCAACAGCUUCCGCCAGUACAAGUUCGACAUGGGCGCGAUGGGCGUGACCUUUGAGGGGAUCUUCCGGAAGCUGAACAACCUGCUGGAGCGGCUGCACCAGUCCUACUUCUUCUACCUGCUGCCUUCGCUCUCCCGCUUCGUCUCCAUCGGGCUCUACAUGCCGGCCUUCGGCUUCCUCCUCCUCAUCCUGGUCCUCAGGGCCCUGGACUUGUGGAUGAAGCUGAGCAGCUUCGACGGCGAUGGGAGCCAGCUCUGCGAUGGGGACCAGGCUUCGAAUCCUGCUCCCGUGGAGGAUCCGAGGCCCAGCUUGCUGACCCUGCUCCCCCCGCUGCUCAUCUGCCACGCCACUGGCCUCGCGCUCUACUUCGUGCCCGUCUGGGGGCAGCAAGUGGCCACUGAACACUUCCCGGUCUCUGAGGCGGAGGCCGUGGUGCUCACCAGCAUUGGGAUCUACGUGGCCGGACUGGCCUUGCCCCACAACACGCACAGAGUCCUGAUGGGCUCCGGGAGCAAUCAGGGCUGGAUGAUGCUGAAGCUGUUUGCGCUGCUCUACCUGGCCAUGCAGCUGAGCUGUGUCGCGCUCAUCAAUUUCUCCUUGGGCUUCCUGCUGACAGUCACCAUGGCGCCCGUGGCGGCGAUUGUGCAGCCCACGGGGCCCAGGUACCUCUAUGCAGGGCUGCUGCUGCUGGUCUCCCCAGCCAUCACCCUCCUCCUCUGCAUCUUCCUGUACCAAGAGCUGAUGGAGUACCCCAUUUCGCCCCUGGAGGGCUGGCAGCAGUUCCUCCAGGUGAUCGCGGAGGGGCUGCUGGACCACUACCUCUACGGCUCCAUCGUCUUUCCCUUUGUGGCCAUCUUCGUCUACCCCUGCUGGCUGCUCUUCUGGAAUGUGCUCUUCUGGAAGUAGCUCCCCCAGCCCACCAGAGGCCAGCGAGGUUUUGAAGUGGACCGGGGAGGGGAGUCUGGACCCUCCUCCUGCACAGCAGCUGAUGGUGCCCAGAGAGCUUUCCAAGAGGGCAAGGAGGAGGA